AUGGCACUGACCGCAAGAUUGGCAGGAGAGGCUCUCAUGGUUCUGCGAAUUGAACAGUUAUCUAACUACAGGGAUGAAGGAAAAAUAACAAACAAUUUCUCAUGCCCUCUACCCCUUUACUGCACAAAGUGUGUGUGUCUUCCUUCUUCCGGUGUUCCCCCUGCCGCUGGUCAUGGUAUUUGUUGGGCUGGCUUGCGCGGACGACGGGAAACUGGGGACAGCAAAGAAGUAGUUAAGUGA
Nannizzia gypsea CBS 118893 is the source of this 240-nucleotide messenger RNA. RefSeq lists its product as hypothetical. The transcript has 3 exons. Lineage: Eukaryota; Fungi; Ascomycota; Eurotiomycetes; Onygenales; Arthrodermataceae. The coding region runs from base 1 to 240 and encodes 79 amino acids. The record is from RefSeq and is a predicted model, not a curated record.